This is a messenger RNA of Hypanus sabinus (Atlantic stingray), 1209 nucleotides long. RefSeq lists its product as uncharacterized. Lineage: Eukaryota; Metazoa; Chordata; Chondrichthyes; Myliobatiformes; Dasyatidae. The record is from RefSeq and is a predicted model, not a curated record. The transcript is spliced from 7 exons. The coding region runs from base 1 to 1209 and encodes 402 amino acids.
AUGGGCUGUUCAAAAGCUUUCCUCAUUUCGGAGACAAAGAGGGAGAAGGAGGAACAGAUCUCUGGCCAGUUGUCCCAGAUCGCGGUGGCCCAUGAUAAGGCAUCCCCUCGUAACAGCCCCAUGAUGCACGCAAUUUUUGAUCUGUCCGAGCUGUACGUACGUGGCUGUUGCUCAAAAGCCAGAGAGCACUGCAGUGCAUCGGAUAGGAACAACUGCGGAGGAAUGAGCCGCGAUUCCAUUGACGACAGAUUGACAUUUGUUAAGCGACCGGACGAGAUCACAGGAGAUGAUGACCCGAAUGUUUACAGAGUGGAAAUGUCCUGUGGACACGCUGUGGAUCCCAUUUCACUCAUGGAAUGGUGUCGGAUCCGUAUCAGUGAGGGUCAUUUCAAAUUCCACUGCCCUGCAGUAAUAGAUGGGACAAAUGAAGGAUGUGGAAAGGAAUGGUCCUACAUGGAGGUAUGCAGACAUGCAUUGCUCUCUGUUGAGGAACGACAGGAUUUUGAAGAGAAGCUUGCCACUCUCGCCGCUUCAAGUUACUGUGACUACAAACAGUGUCCUAGGUGUGGGAGUUACGUGGAAAGAAAAGAUGAGAUGAACAUGUCAGUGACUUGUUCAGUCUGCACAGCCAACGAUGGAAUCCCUUUUGAAUUUUGCUGGCAAUGUAUGAAGGAGUGGAAAGGCCCAGCUCCGCGAUCUGAUAAAUGUGAUAAUGAAGGAUGCAUUAAUAUCCAGCUGGAAACCUUGAAGAACUGUGACACAAAAACUUUACCUUACAGCAAUGUUCAAAAUUGUCCAAAAAUCCGUGCUUGUCCCACGUGUGGGUUGCUUAUAGAACAUAAAGAUAAGUGCAAAUAUGUAGUGUGCGUCAGAUGCCAUGUGGAAUUUUGCUUUGCCUGCCUUAACACAAAGGCAAUUUGCAGUGAAUCAUCUGAGUAUUCUCUUCAUUGUGCUAUAUCUGUAGCCCCAAGGCAAACAAAUAUUCCAGUGUGGAAUCAUACUCAAGUUCAGAACGCUUGCACCUUGGCGGCUUCUGCCUUAGCUCUUGCAUGGGCAGCCUUAGUUGAUGAUGCCCUGCUGCCCCUGUGGUUGGAUGGCAACAACUUGAUGCUGGAUCAAGUCGUUCCCCAGAAGGACAUCCACGCCUUCCCCCGGCAACUCCGGCAGGACCCCCAGCUCCACUGGUCCCGACACCAACUCACAAUCUAG